Molecule: messenger RNA, 2496 nt
Organism: Adineta steineri
Lineage: Eukaryota; Metazoa; Rotifera; Eurotatoria; Adinetida; Adinetidae
Source: the annotation of a GenBank genome assembly
AUGAAUUUUUGGCAAUUCGUUUUGUGGAUAUGUCUCUCUGCAAUUAGUGUUACUCAUGGCUUAUCGAUUGAAAGAAGUUCAUAUUUAGCAUAUCAAGAAAAUGAUAUUCAUCCACGUAUUGCACGUCAAGCAGAUGGAACAACAAAUCUCGCUUGCAUGUGCCCUUGUGCGUGCACAACAACGUCGACAACAACAACAACAACUACAACAACCACAUCAUCAACUACAACUUCAACUUCAACAUCGACAACAACUACUAGCACGUCUACAAGCAGUACUUCGACAAGUACAAGCAGCACAUCAACAACAACAAGCGCAACAACCAGUACGACUAGUACAACCUCCACAACUACGACAGCAACAACCAGCACUACAACUACAACGUCUACAACUACAACAGCAACAACUAGUACUACUAGCACAAGCUCGACAACUACAACAGUAACAACUAGUACUACGACUACAUCCUCAACAACAACAACUAGUUUUACAACAAGUACUACAAGUACAACCAGUACCACUAGUACAACUUCCACAGCGACAACCACUACCACGAGUGCAACUUCCACGACUACAACAGCUACAACCAGUACUACGAGUACGACAGCGUCUACUAGUACUACAAGCACAACCUCCACUAGUACAACGGUGACAACCAGUACUACAAGCUCAACCUCGACAACUACGACAGCGACAACUACCACUACUAGCACAUCUUCAACAACUACAACGGCAACAACAAGCACUACCAGCACAACGUCAACAACUACGACUGAAACUACCAGUACUACUAGUAAAACAUCUACUAGUACGACAUCGACAACGAGCACUACAAGCACAACCACGACAACGACAGCCAGCACUACUAGUACCACUACUACAAUUACGACAGCAACAACUAGCUCUACAAGUACAACAUCGACAACUACAACAAUAACAACUAGUACAACUUCGACAACUACGACAGGAACAACAAGCACCACAAGUACAACCUCAACAACUACGACAGCAACAACUAGUACUACUAGUACAACUUCGACGGCAACAACAAGUACUACAAGCACAACAUCAACAACUACAACAGUGACAACUAGUACAACAGGAACGACAAGCACUAGUAGUACAACCUCAACAAUUACGACGGCAACAACAAGUACUACAAGCACGACUUCAACAACUACAACAGUGACAACAGGAACAACAAGCACUACGAGUACAACCUCGACAACUACAACAGUAACAACUAGUACUACGACUUCCACAACAACUAGCUUAACAACAAGUACAACCAGUACCACUAGUACAACUUCGACAGCAACAGCAAGCACUACAAGUACAACUUCGACAACUACGACAGGAACAACAAGUACUACAAGUACAAUCUCCACAACUACAACAGCAACAACUAGUACUACUAGUACAAGUACUACAAGCACAACAGCAACAACUAGUAUUACAACUACAACAACCACAAGUACAACCUCAACAACAACAACAACUAGCGGAACAACAAGUACUACAACCACAACCUCUACGACUACAACAGUGACAACCAGUACUACUAGUACAACUUCCACAACUACAACGGCAACAACAAGUACUACAAGCAUAACCUCAACAACAACAAGUCAGACAACAAGCACUACAAGUACAACCUCCACUAGUACAACGUCGACAGUAAGCACUACAAGUACAACGUCAACAACUACGACAGUAACAACUAGCACCACUAGUACAACUUCUACUAGUACUACAGCGACAACAAGUACUACAAGCACGUCGGCCACAACCAGUACUACUAGUACAAGUUCGACAAGUACUACAACUACUACUAGUACCACCAGUACAACCUCGACAACGACGACUGCAACUACCAGUACUUCAAGUACAAGUAGUACCACAAGUAGUACUUCUACGAGUACUAGUAGUACAUCAACUACAACGAGUGUUACAACAAGUUCAACAUCCACAACAACAACCGCAACAACAAGUACAAGUUCAACUUCAAGUACUUCUACAAGUACUACGUCAACUACUACUUCAACUAGUAGUACUUCCACAAGUAGUACUUCAACGUCGACUACUUCAAGUUCAACAUCAACAUCAACAACUUCUACUUCUACUACUACAUCAACGACUACAACAACAACAACAACAUCAACUACAACGACAACUUGUUUGCCAGUAUGUUUGUAUUGGGAUUGUUGGAUAAAUACAACAGCAACAUUCCCGUAUGUAUCAACAACUAUAAAUACAAAUACUACUACACAAACAAGAACCACAACAAUAACAACAACAACAACAACAGACUCAUCAGAUGAAAUUGAAAAGUUAUCAUUAACAAAUUCUAUUAAAGAUCUUCAAGCUGAAAAUUUUCGUUUGAAAUUAGGUUUAGGCUUAGGUUUAGGAGUUGGUGUAUUAACAACAGGCUCAGCGGCUGCUGGUAGUUUCAUUUAUUUUGCACGACGUGCUGCACCUUUACAAACUGCUUUUUAA